AUGAGGCCCAGGUCAGGCCAGGUGGGCCAUGAGGACCCCAAGGGUCAGAGCUCUGUCCCCAGGAAGCCCUGGCCUCUAAUAGUGCUGGGCCUGGCCAUGGGAAUCCAUGGCCUGCUGCCCCCGAUGGCAGUGGCCCCCCACAAGGAAGCCCCGGCAGGAAGAAUCCCAUCCAGCCUGCGGAGACUGUGGGACAGUUCCCUGCUCCAUCCUGGCCCCCAGGGAACAGGCCCCAGGUGCUGGCCCAGCGGGUUUUGGUCCGAGUCUCAGUCACUGUGGUACGUCUUCGGCGGCGGGACCCAGCUCACCGUCCUAGGUCAGCCCAAGUCCACGCCCUCGGUCACUCUGUUCGCUCCCUCCACUGAGGAGCUCAGCGCCAACAAGGCCACCCUGGUGUGUCUCAUCAAUGACUUCUACCCGGGCAGCGUGAAGGUGGUCUGGAAGGCAGACGGCACCGCCAUCAGCAGGGGCGUGGAGACCAGUCAGCCCUCGAAACAGAGCAACAGCAAGUACGCGGCCAGCAGCUACCUGGCCCUGACGGCCAGCGAGUGGAAAUCUCACAAGAGCGUCAGCUGCCAGGUCACGCACGAGGGGAGCACCGUGGAGAAGACAGUGUCGCCCUCCGAGUGCCCUUAGGUCCUGGUCCCCCCACCCUCAGGGGACUGGAGCCACAGGACCCCUGGAGGGUCUACCCACCCACCCUGCUCCCCCCAGCCCUCCCUCCUGCACCCAAUCAACUCUCAAUAAAAU
Messenger RNA from Balaenoptera acutorostrata (minke whale), 747 nucleotides. RefSeq names its product immunoglobulin lambda like polypeptide 5 (gene IGLL5). The record is from RefSeq and is a predicted model, not a curated record. Gene Ontology annotation, molecular function: MHC class II protein complex binding. Gene Ontology annotation, cellular component: MHC class II protein complex. Lineage: Eukaryota; Metazoa; Chordata; Mammalia; Artiodactyla; Balaenopteridae. Gene Ontology annotation, biological process: peptide antigen assembly with MHC class II protein complex; antigen processing and presentation of exogenous peptide antigen via MHC class II; immunoglobulin production involved in immunoglobulin-mediated immune response.